UGAACACACUCAUUGAACGGUAGCUGUGGGCCGUGUAAUAAGGUGAUGCCCAAGGUGCAUCACCUUUCAAGAACUGGAUCAUGAACAACUUUAUCCUCCUGGAAGAACAGCUCAUCAAGAAAUCCCAACAAAAGAGAAGAACUUCUCCCUCGAACUUUAAAGUCCGCUUCUUUGUGUUAACCAAAGCUAGCCUGGCAUACUUUGAGGAUCGUCAUGGGAAGAAGCGCACGCUGAAGGGCUCCAUUGAGCUCUCCCGAAUCAAAUGUGUCGAGAUUGUGAAAAGUGACAUCAGCAUCCCAUGCCACUAUAAAUACCCAUUUCAGGUCGUGCAUGACAACUACCUUCUAUACGUGUUUGCUCCAGAUCGUGAGAGCCGGCAGCGCUGGGUGCUGGCCCUUAAAGAAGAAACGAGGAAUAAUAACAGUUUGGUGCCCAAGUAUCAUCCUAAUUUCUGGAUGGAUGGGAAGUGGAGGUGCUGUUCUCAGCUGGAGAAGCUUGCAGCAGGCUGUGCCCACUAUGAUCCCACCAAGAAUGCUUCAAAGAAGCCUCUUCCUCCUACUCCUGAAGACAACAGGAGACCACUUUGGGAACCUGAAGACACUGUGGUCAUUGCCUUGUAUGACUACCAAACCAACGAUCCUCAGGAACUCGCCCUACGGCGCAAUGAAGAGUACUGCCUGCUGGACAGUUCCGAGAUUCACUGGUGGAGAGUCCAGGACAGGAAUGGGCAUGAAGGAUAUGUACCAAGCAGUUAUCUGGUGGAAAAAUCUCCAAAUAAUCUGGAAACCUAUGAGUGGUACAAUAAGAGUAUCAGCCGAGACAAAGCUGAAAAACUUCUUUUGGACACAGGCAAAGAAGGAGCCUUCAUGGUAAGAGAUUCUAGGACUCCAGGAACAUACACCGUGUCUGUGUUCACUAAGGCCAUUGUAAGUGAGAACAAUCCCUGUAUAAAGCACUAUCACAUCAAGGAAACAAAUGACAAUCCUAAGCGAUAUUAUGUGGCUGAAAAGUACGUGUUUGAUUCCAUCCCUCUUCUCAUCAACUAUCACCAGCAUAAUGGAGGAGGCCUGGUCACUCGACUCCGGUAUCCAGUUUGUUUCGGGAGGCAGAAAGCCCCGGUUACGGCGGGACUGAGAUACGGGAAAUGGGUGAUCGAUCCCUCGGAGCUCACUUUUGUGCAAGAGAUUGGCAGUGGGCAAUUUGGGUUGGUGCAUCUGGGCUACUGGCUCAACAAGGACAAGGUGGCUAUCAAAACCAUUCGAGAAGGGGCUAUGUCAGAAGACGACUUCAUAGAGGAGGCUGAAGUCAUGAUGAAACUGUCUCAUCCCAAACUGGUCCAGCUGUAUGGGGUGUGCCUGGAGCAGGCCCCCAUCUGCCUGGUGUUUGAGUUCAUGGAGCACGGCUGCCUGUCGGAUUAUCUGCGCAGCCAGCGGGGGCUUUUUGCUGCAGAGACCCUGCUGGGCAUGUGUCUGGAUGUGUGUGAGGGCAUGGCCUACCUGGAAGAGGCGUGUGUCAUCCACCGAGACUUGGCUGCCCGAAAUUGUUUGGUGGGAGAAAACCAAGUCAUCAAGGUGUCCGACUUUGGGAUGACAAGGUUCGUUCUUGAUGAUCAGUACACCAGUUCCACAGGCACCAAAUUCCCAGUGAAGUGGGCAUCCCCAGAAGUUUUCUCUUUCAGUCGCUAUAGCAGCAAGUCGGAUGUGUGGUCAUUUGGUGUGCUGAUGUGGGAAGUUUUCAGUGAAGGCAAAAUCCCAUAUGAAAACCGAAGCAACUCAGAGGUGGUAGAAGACAUCAGUACCGGAUUUCGGUUGUACAAGCCCCGGCUAGCCUCCUCACAUGUCUACCAGAUUAUGAAUCACUGCUGGAAAGAGAGACCAGAGGAUCGGCCAGCUUUCUCCAGACUGCUGCGUCAACUGGCUGAAAUUGCAGAACUGGGACUUUAGUAGAGACUGAGUAGCAGGCCACGGGCUGCAGUUCCUGAUGGAGGAAGGGUAUGUCCUCCUCCCAUAGAGCAUUAGAAGCCGCCACCAGCCCAGGACCCUACAGAGGCAGCCUGGCCUGUGGCGCCAGUCCCUGAGUUACCACAGAAGUAGCAUCCUGACCACGGCUGGCAGUCAAGCCACAGCUGGAGGGUCAGCCACCAAGCUGGGAGCUGGGCCAGAACAGAAGUGAUGUCUCUGCCCUCUCGCUAGCCUCUUGUCACAUGUGGUACACAAACCUCCACCUGACAGCUUUCAGGCAGCAUUUCUUGCACUUCUUAGUAAUAGAGACAGACAUGAGUAAGACCCAGAUUGCUAUUUUUGUUAUUUUAAACAUGAAUCUAAAGUUUAUGGUUUAAGGGACUUUUUAUUUGACCCAACAACACAGUAUCCCAGGAUACGGGGGCAAGGGAGCAAAGAGCAUGACUCUUUUUCUAAGAAAACUGGUGAGUUAACCAAAGUUAGAAAGAGUGUGCUCUGUUGCUACGAUGCUGUCAGCCGCAGCUUCCUGCCACAGAGAAUGGUGGAGCAGCUGCUCCAACAGGAGGCCGGAUACUCUGAGAAGCAGCUCUAUGAGGUUUUACAGAGUACGUUGCUGCCUCUCUCCUUGAAGGGAGUUUGGUGAGACCCACUGGAUGGAUUGGGGUGAACAGUUCGGGUCCCGUGCUUGGAGCAUUGGGUAUCUGAUGUCUGUGCCAGGACAAUGACUACGUGGUACAAGAGAGGCCUUAGGUUUUAUCAUUCCCAUGCUCAUCCUUCAUACCAAGCUAUGCAGGUGACUAUGUCUCCUCUUCUGCACAGAAUGCUUCCGCCAGCAUCUUGAGAACGAUUACUCGUAAAUACUGACUCUUGGGGUCAUCCUUUCCAGCCUCUGGGAAUCAGCCCCCUCUCUGCACUAUCUAAUCCUGAUCAACAGAGGGCAGCAUUGUGUUGAUUAGUUGUUGGCCUGGUGAGCAAUUGAAACUUGUUUAGGGUUGAGCAAUUUUAAGGUUGAGACUCCAAGUCUCUCCAAAUUCUAGGAGAGAAAUAAAGAGUCUGCUCUUGCUCAGACCGUCAAGAUGGAAACAGUCAGGCACUGACUGGCACUUCCAAGAUGCAGGAGAAUGCCUACUCUGGCUUGAGCACUUCUAUAUGCAAGGUGAAUAUGUACUGAGCUAGGAGUCUUUACUGCAAAAUCUCUGUUCACUCUGAGUUCACAUCCCCAUGAGGCAGUAUUAUUAUUCCCAUUUUACAAAUAAUGUCACUGAGGCUUUAAGAAGCCAAGACAUCUGCCCAAAGUGACGGAACUACAAAGUCUAGAGCUGGGAUUCUAGCCCAAAUCUGUCUGACUCCAAUACACAGAUUCUUUAUUCCUAUUCAACACUGCCUCCUACUGAAAAUGAAAGGGAUUGCAGGGGGGGAUAAAUACAGCAGAGAGGAAAGAUGGAAAGACAGUAAAGAAGUCUAUAGAACCACUAGCGAAGAGUGUUGCCCUGGCACUCCUUUUCCUACUUUAUAUCCUUAUCUUGGUCAUGUUAAUGACUUUGGAGUUAUUCAGUUAAUGAACUCUUUAAUUCUCACAACCAACCCAUCAGGCUGCUUGAAGCCAUUUAUAGACGAGCUUCAAAGCAACUUUAAAAGGUUCUUCUGUAGAAGUAUGAGUUCUUCCUUUAAUUAUCAUUCCAACUUUGAGCUGUAGUCUUCUGGAACACUUCAUGGGGAGGCAUAUUCCCUGAUAUAUGAGAGGAUGGUGUUGCAGUUGGCUCUUUCUAAAUCAUGUGACAUGUUGACUGGCUUGAGAUUCGGAUGCAUAACUUUAAUUAUAAUUAUUGUGAAGUAGAGAGCCUCAAGAUAAAACCCUGUCAUUCAGAAGAUGAUUUUACUCUGCUUAUCCAAAAUUAUCUCUGUUUACUUUUUAGAAUUUUGUACAUUAUCUUUGGGAACCCUUAAUUAGAGAUGAUUUCUGGAACAUUCAGUCUAGAAGGAAAACAUUGGAAUUGACCGAUCUCUGUGGUUUGGCUUAGAAAAUUCCCCUGUGCAUGGUAUUAUCUUUUUCAAGCUCAGAUUCAUCAAAGCCUUAACUGAAAUGUGUAGAUAUUUCACCUCCCAGUGCCUAUCCCACAAAAUGGGCUUCCUGUCUGGUUUUUCUCUCACAUUUUGUAAAUGGUGCCCUGUGUUUGUAGAGAACUCCCUUAUACAGGGUGUUGGUUCUAGUUUCAUUUUGUAGACUUUGCAUUUUGUACCUUUUGACUAUGUAUUUAUAUUUGCAUCAGAUGCAUAUUUAUUAAUGUACAGUCACUGCUAGUGUUCAAAAUAAAAAUCUU
Messenger RNA from Saimiri boliviensis boliviensis (Bolivian squirrel monkey), 4282 nucleotides. RefSeq names its product IL2 inducible T cell kinase (gene ITK). NCBI's taxonomy places the organism in Eukaryota, Metazoa, Chordata, Mammalia, Primates, Cebidae. Gene Ontology annotation, biological process: intracellular signal transduction; protein phosphorylation. The record is from RefSeq and is a predicted model, not a curated record. Gene Ontology annotation, molecular function: non-membrane spanning protein tyrosine kinase activity; ATP binding; protein binding.